AAUGAAUAACCACGCCUUGGAAUGAUCCAGACCGGAACUUUCGAGGUACUUCUGAAAUAUUUGCCUUGGCUGUUAAACCAGGCACUGAUCGUAGGCAGUGAGCCAACUCAGCCCUACAUUUUACUGCAGGAACAGACACAAAAUACUGCAUGACAAGCGAUUUGGUGUGAUUGUCUGCAUCAAAAACCUUUAACCUCGGUGUAGGCUGCUUUGAACGCGACGAAUUUGUGACUGAUAUCUGUACCAAAUUCUUGAUUUUCCUGACGGAGUUUAAGAAAUGGCAGGGAAAAUCAAAGUUGCCGAGUCCUCCGGUUCCGAUGUGGUACUGGCUUGCAUCCAAUCAUUCGGCGGGAUCUUCCCGUCUGAUCACGGGUUCCUUCGCCGCGUCGCCUGGGUGGAAUCGAAGGAUGGCACGGAUCCCAACACCUACAGAGCAGGUUACCACGGAGGAAUCUGGCAGGUGGACAAGAUUGGCUUCGAGUCAACCAAAGACACCGCCAGCCAUCCAGGUUUGCGUAACAAGUUCGCCUCCAUCAAGAGUUCCUUGAGCAUUGACUGGACAACCGUACAGUGGGAUGACCUGAGGAAGCCACUCUACUCAGCCUUAGCCGCUCGACUCUUUCUGGCUAACAUCCCGUCUCCAAUCCCUUCCGGCUUACAAGAACAAGCCGCUUACUGGAAGAACCACUACAAUACCAGUAGCGGUGCUGGCAGUGAAAGCAAGUUUGUCAAUGAUGUGAAGACUUUGGAGAAUAAAUAGAACAGGCUUUGGGAUAGAACCAGAGGUUUGAGUCGUCGACCUCUGUCAUUUUGCCUCUUAUUUUGUAUAGACACCUAAAGUUUGCAAAGAUUUCACUUCGGGUCAGUGUGGGUAUGUUUAACCUCAAAUCAUUCAUUUCCCUAUUAAUAUUAAAGCGGGUAAUAUUUUCAUUUCAAUAGUUUAUAGACUGGUGAUUUGAUAGCCGCGUGAUUUUCUCCACAUUUGUGAAUAAAUAUUUUGUUUCUUUCUUUUUUUUUUUUUACUGACGGCCAACCACAGUUACCAGCCACUUGUUGGACUAAAAAUUAAUUAUCUCUGUAACAAAGAAAGAAAAAACUUCAUCCUAGAAUGUUAAUGGUUUCGUUAUACACGCCCACGUACCACAAAUGACAAGCUCCAAUUGGAUGAACGCUCGGGCAGCGUUUACUUCCGGUUCCAGUGGUUCCAUUUUUACGCUAUGUGCAUUGAAGGCGCGGUAUAAAAACUGAAGUGACGUCACACGAAUGAACCGGAUUGGGCGAAUUAGUGUGUGCGUCUUAAUAUCUGAAAGCGACACGUGUUAGCGUAACACCACUGCGGAAAAAUGGCAUUCGCAGGAUUAAUCUAUAAUGGACCAUCUACACAGACUGAUCUAUUCAAUAAAACCCGCCCACUGCGCACGUGCAUGGGCUGCAACACGUGCUUCUCUCCACGGCCACGUGUAAUGUUUCAGCCGUGCGCGUCAUACGCGCUUAUGCACGCAUGUCGACUAGCAUUACUCACGAAUUUUGGACCUUAAAAUCGCCGUUGAGCGAGGCCUGUAAGUCGGUCUAUCGGAAAUAUUAUUGCGUAUUGAUUUUUAUAAUGGAGUUGUUUCUUUACGAGUUUCUUGAAAUUGAAAUUAUUCUUACCACUGUGCGAAUGUGAAACAUCCAUUAUUUGUUUUAUACAAAAUCUUCAUAAAUCCUCUUCUAUUCAACUGCAGUGGCGGCGCCAGACCUUGGUGGCUGUGGAUGCAAGUGUAGGGCAAGGCAAACGAUCCUUCAUAUUUCCUAGCUUAUGAUGCGAAGUCGUAAAACGAAAAGGUUGAUCGCCCUGUGGUAAUGUGUGACCAAAGUUUUUAUGUGCAAACGGCUUUUCACGGUGUGUGCAUUUGCACCCACAUGACACCACGCAGCGCCGCCACUGUUCAACAGUACUUGUUGCAUAGAGCGAAUAGUUCAAUACAAUGGCAUGCGAUCAAAGAUCUACCAAUCAGAUGACGGGGAUUUAUGCAGGUAUUGAAAGAAAGAGUAUGAUUAUCGAAAGCCAUUAACUUUAGUUUUCAUGUCAAAAUCAUGUUUAGUUUUUAAAUAAUGAGAUCGGUUUGGGCCUAGCUUUUAGUUGAUAAUGUCAAAGAAAAAUCAGGAAAGGUGUUGAAUAACAUUAAGACUGAAAAAAUAACUUUAA
Molecule: messenger RNA, 2188 nt
Organism: Acanthaster planci (crown-of-thorns starfish)
Lineage: Eukaryota; Metazoa; Echinodermata; Asteroidea; Valvatida; Acanthasteridae
Source: RefSeq, a predicted model, not a curated record